AUGCGCUCUUUGGCCUUUAAAUUGAAGCAGCUAAAACUGUUCCUUCGCACCUGGAACAAGGAGGUCUUCGGCAAUGUGUUUGAUCAGGUUAGAAGUCUAGAAUCGAGGGUGGUGUCUGACGUGGAAUGCAAGUAUGCUGAUUCUCGAAUGGCUGAGAACAGGACUGUGCUUCAUUCAUUGCAGGUAGAAUUGCUCUUAGCCUUGAAACAGGAAGAAUGCUUCUGGAGGCAAAAAGCUCGGGUUAAGUGGUUAAAAGAGGGAGACGCUAAUACACGCUUCUUCCACUCAGUGGUUAAAGACAGGGCAUCGCCAACAAUGAAUCAGUAUAACCAAGACACGGACGCCCUCCUCCAGUCCCUUCCGCUGAACUUAGUUGCUACAGAGGAGGCGGCCUUGGUCGAGCCGGUUUCACAGGAGGGAGUUAAGUCGACAGUUUGGAAGUUGGACCCAGAUAGUGUAGCCGGGCUUGAUGGCUUCUCGGGAUCGUUCUUCCGGCAUUGCUGGGAUCUGGCUAAAGACGAUGUUAAUAAUGCGGUGCAAGACUUCUUUGCAAGGGUCCCUGUUCCUAGAGCCUUGGCAAGUGCGCAGAGAUAUAUUGAUAAGAAAUGCCGAGGGUUGAAUAUAGUGGUCAAGUUAGAUAUGAUUAAGGUCUCGUGGCCAUAUCUUCGGGCGGUGCUACUCAAGCUAGGAUUCAUGGUUUCUUUUACUAACAUUAUUAUGAAUAAUUUGGGUGCCAGUAGACUGUUCGUUUUGGUGAAUGGAGUUAGUUGUGGGUUCUUCCAGCCAACUAGGGGCAUUAAGCAGAGAGACUCGCUCUCCCCGCUUCUAUUUAUCCUUGCCUCAGAAGCCCUUUCCCGUUCCAUUAUUCUUAAAAUGGGAGUGGGUCUUCUAUCUCCGUAUUCAUCAUCUCCAGGCUGUCCUUUGAUCACACAUUUAGCCUUUGCGGAUGACAUUAUCAUAUUUGUGAACGGGGCUUCAAGAACAGCAGCUAACAUGUCACGCAUCCUGGGGAUGCAGCGUUCAAGCCUGCCCUUUCGCUAUCAAGGCGUGAAUCUAUUCAAGGGCCGAAAUCGGCCAUUUUAUUAUCAGCAUUUGAUUGAAAAAAUUAAUGGAAAGCUGCUCGGCUGGCAGUGCAAGUUACUCUCGUCGGGAGGUCGUCUAACCCUUGUCAAGCAUGUGCUUUCUGCUAUUCCUCUCUACACUACUGUAUCGGUCCUCUUGCCAAGAGGGACUGUGAAGACCAUUGAAUCUCGUUUUGCCAAUUUUUUGUGGGGGGGUGGAAAACGGCAAACCGAGGAGGCAUUGGGCAUCUUGGGAUAA
Molecule: messenger RNA, 1320 nt
Organism: Ipomoea nil (Japanese morning glory)
Lineage: Eukaryota; Viridiplantae; Streptophyta; Magnoliopsida; Solanales; Convolvulaceae
Exons: 4
Coding region: 1-1320 (439 amino acids)
Source: RefSeq, a predicted model, not a curated record